UCUUUUUUUUUGAUCUCCGACUCGCCAACAAUUAAAUAUCGAUUUUCCCAGCCUCUUAAAUUUAUCAUCACAAUGAUUUUUCAUUUUUUCAAUGACAAGUGACGUAAUUGUUACACAAUUAAACAAAAAAAAAACUUCAAAUAAAUAAUUUUCGUGGGUUCUCGUAUAUAAAGAAGAUUGAGUGAUACUUUUUCAGUUCCUGGUUUGAAUUGGUACGCGAGAUAUGGAUCGUUGGGUGGGUAAAGUGGCGAUUGUUACGGGGGCUAGUGCCGGCAUGGGGGCUGCAAUUGCCAAAACUUUGGUAAUGAAAGGCCUCAAAGUUGUAGGUCUGGCGCGGCGUAUCCAGCGCAUGCAAGAGCUAGCCGCCGACCUCUCCGACGCCCCUGGUCAGCUCUUCCCCCUCCGUUGUGACAUCACCAGUGAGGAAGCCAUCCUCAAGUGUUUCAAAUGGGUGACGGACAACGUAGGCCCUGUCCAAGUCCUCAUCAACAACGCCGGUCUAACCAGACCUACUAAUCUCCUAGAAGGCGCAACCGACGAAUGGCGUCGCGUCUUUGACGUCAACGUCAUGGCACUCUGUAUUUGCACCCGUGAAGCUAUCCGAAUCAUGCGCGAGAAUAAUCUCUACGGUCACGUGAUCCACAUGAAUGCUAUUGCAGGGCAUUACGUGCCCAAUAUGCCCCAGCCGAAUUUCAACGUCUAUCCGGCUUCGAAAUUCGCCGUUACGGCCCUGACUGAAAGUCUGCGACAAGAAUUACGGUAUAAUAAGUUGCCGAUUAAAAUUACGAGUAUAAGUCCGGGAGUGGUCCGGACUGAGUUUCAGGAUGGGUUCCCGGAGGAUGGGACGAAGGAAGCUUUAGCAGGAAUGCCAGCUUUACGACCUGAAGAUAUCGCAGAAGCUGUGGUUUAUAUUUUAUCAACGGGGCCACAAGUUCAGGUGCACGAAUUGACCGUCCAUCCUCUUGGCGAACUAUUUUAAUAAAUAUUAUUACAGUUAUAAACAACAUUGCUGUUUUAUUUGAUUUUUUACUGUUUUGUUUGACGUAACAAUAAAAUCAGCAUAAUAAAAAAA
Molecule: messenger RNA, 1072 nt
Organism: Tribolium madens (black flour beetle)
Lineage: Eukaryota; Metazoa; Arthropoda; Insecta; Coleoptera; Tenebrionidae
Product: farnesol dehydrogenase-like
Exons: 5
Coding region: 224-979 (251 amino acids)
Source: RefSeq, a predicted model, not a curated record